Candoia aspera is the source of this 7120-nucleotide messenger RNA. It is a transcript of the gene SIPA1L3, whose product is annotated as signal induced proliferation associated 1 like 3. Gene Ontology annotation, cellular component: cytoplasm; plasma membrane; Golgi apparatus. Gene Ontology annotation, biological process: epithelial cell morphogenesis; activation of GTPase activity; establishment of epithelial cell polarity. The record is from RefSeq and is a predicted model, not a curated record. NCBI's taxonomy places the organism in Eukaryota, Metazoa, Chordata, Lepidosauria, Squamata, Candoiidae. Gene Ontology annotation, molecular function: GTPase activator activity; protein binding. The transcript is spliced from 21 exons. Bases 352 to 5442 code for a protein of 1696 amino acids.
CUAGGGAGGAGUUCGAAGCUGGCAUACGAAGAACAGCCGGAUGAUUUAAGCUGACAGGAGAGGACUCCUUUCCCCUUUGAAAAAUGUGGGUGAAGAGAUGCUGGAAGCCUCAGUCUGGAUGAUUAAUAUUGCUGGAAUAAUAACCUGGCAUGCUGGUGGAGGCCCCAAAGUCCCACUGCAGUCUUCUUCACACGCUGGGGCUUGAGGACAGGUGCUCAUGGCAGUGGCAAGAUUGCAUUCAACCUCAACAUGUUCCAGUGCCCCCCAGCUCUAGCCCCCCAAUAAUAGCUGAGGUGUGCACGCCCCAAUGGAGAUGAAGAGCACCUUCCUGCAGGGAGCCCAAGUCAGACUAUGACAGCGUAUCGGCCUGUUCAUGAGAGCUGCGACGUGGGGGGCCUGGCCUCAAAAGCGGGUGAUUGCUCCUCUCCGGGAUCCUGGGCCCAAAAUGGCUGCACCACGCAUGCAGACGAUGCUUCUCCCUUGCGACUGGCCGCGACAACCCCUGCUGUGCCAAAAAUGGGGGUACGGGCCCGAAUUGCUGACUGGCCCCCCAAGAGAGAAGGGAUGAAGGAGCCGGUUAAGGCUCCAGAGGCCCCGGCCUCUGUGCCAUGGGAAUUUCAGAACGGGCAGCUGCCCGAUGAGGAAGCAUUCCCCUUGGGGCUGAAAGGCUCCCGGCGCCUGGCUCGAAGGAGGUCCAGGGACACCGAGUUCCGGGAUGGGUGGCCACGAUCUCCCGGCAGGGGGUUCCCGGCGCUGAGGAGCAGGAGCAGCAGCGAGGUCACGCUCAGCGAGUGCGACUUGGAGGCCGUGAUGGAGCCCCGGGGAGCCAGGCUGGCUAGUGGCCUGCCCCUCUUCCGCGAGUACGGCAGCACCUCCUCCAUCGACGCGCACGGCCUCUCGGAGCAGAGCUGCCGUGAGAUGCUGAAAGAGUUCCAGAGCGGGAGAGGAGGGGCAGGGCCGCGGCAGCAGCUGACGGGCUCGUUCACCACUUCCAGGAGGACCAAGGCAGAGGCCAGGGCUGAACCGGGCCUGCCCCUCCCUGCCAAGGAGAAGUCCCGCAAGAAGGGCCUCAGGGCGGAGGGCGGCGGAGGGGACUCCAUCUUCCGGAAGCUGCGGAGUGGCAGGGCGGAGGGAGACUCUGGCAGGGCCCCGAUGGAGGCGGAGGAAGUGGGCAGGGGCUGGCUGUGCCAGAAGAGCUUAGCCCACUAUGACAUCCAGAGCAUGCUCUUUGACCUCAGCGAGGUGGUGGCCAGGCGGGUCUGCGUGGCCCAGCGGAGGAACACCGCCACAGGGGCUUCAGCUGCCUCCGCUGGCUCAGCUGCCUCCACCACCACCAAUUCCCGAGCCUGCGGACUGCUGGGCCUGGAAUCCCCUGGCGCCUUCUUUGGCCCUGAGGACCUGAACUCCAAAGAGAAUCUGGAGCAUGAUCUGGGGGACAACAACAGCAAUGGUCUGCUGCUCAGCUGCCCUCACUUCCGCAACGAGAUUGGGGGCGAGCGGGAGCGCGAUGUCAGUUUCUCCCCCGCCUCUGUGGGUGGCUGUGGGGAGUGGGCCUUUGCAGAGACAGCGUCUGCCCCUUACUGCACGAACGCCAGCAUCUCGGUGCUAGAGAUGCCCGAGGAACUGCAGCGCACCCUCAGUCGGCUGAAGCAGCACAGCAUCGAGCAUGUGGACCUGGGGGCCUGUUACUACCGGGACUACUUCUCUGGCAAAGAACAUUUUAACUACUUUGGGGUGGAUGAGAAGCUGGGCCCUGUGGCUGUAAGCAUCAGGCGUGAGAAGCUGGAGGACCAUCGGGAUCAUGGGCCCCAGUACCAGUACAGGAUUAUCUUUCGUACCAGCGAGUUGACAACCCUCCGUGGAGCCAUCCUAGAAGAUGCAACGCCCACCACCACCAAGCAUGGCACUGUCCGUGGUCUCCCCCUGAAGGAUGUGCUGGAGCACGUGGUCCCCGAGCUGAACAUACAUUGCCUUCGCCUGGCCCCGAGCGUGCCCCAAGUGUCUGAGCAGCUGCGGAAGCUGGACGAGCAAGGCCUCUGCCGGAAGCACAAGGUGGGCAUCCUGUACUGCAAGGCCCACCAGAGCUCGGAAGAGGAGAUGUACAACAACGAGGGGGCCGGGCCGGCCUUCGAGGAGUUCUUGGCCCUGCUGGGGGAGAAGGUGUGCCUGAGGGGCUUCCGCAAGUAUUCCGCGCAGCUGGACACCAAAACCGACUCCACAGGCACCCACUCCCUCUACACAACCUACCAGGGCUAUGAGAUCAUGUUCCACGUGUCCACGAUGCUCCCGUACACCCCCAACAACAGACAGCAGUUGCUCAGGAAGAGACACAUUGGGAACGACAUUGUCACCAUCAUCUUCCAGGAGCCAGGUGCCUUGCCCUUCACCCCACAGAACAUCCGCUCCCAUUUCCAGCACGUCUUUGUCAUCGUCUGCGCCCAGAAUCCCUGCAUGGAAAAUGUCCGCUACAGCGUGGCGGUGACCCGCUCCAAAGAUGUUCCCCCCUUUGGGCCAGCCAUCCCGAGUCAGGCCACCUUCCACAAGUCUGGUGUCUUCCGAGAUUUCCUGCUCGCCAAGGUGAUCAAUGCGGAGAACGCAGCCCAUAAAUCGGACAAGUUCCACACCAUGGCCACUCGUACUCGGCAGGAGUACCUCAAGGACUUGGCAGAGAACUGUGUCACCAGCACUCCCAUCGACUCCACGGGAAAGUUCAACCUGAUCUCUCUUGCUUCUAAGAAGAAGGAGAAAACAAAAGCCCGGAUCGGGGCUGAGCAAUACAGUGCUGGGGCCAUUGUGUGGCGCGUUCUCGCGCAGGAUUACUCCCAGGGAGUGGAGAUAGAAUGCGUCCUGGGCAUCUCCAACGGGUUUGUGGUCCUGUUGGACCUGGCUACUAAGGAAGUAGUAUUCAACUGCUUUUGUGCAGAUGUGAUUGGCUGGACGCUGGACAGCUACAGCCUCAAAAUUUUCUAUGGACGUGGGGACCAUAUUUUUGUCUGUGCCCCAGGGAAUAAUCUAGAUGACAUAAAAGAGAUUGUGCAGCGGCUGAAGGUCAUGACCUCUGGUGCCGAGACAGUUGAGAUGACGCUCCGGAGGAAUGGGCUGGGACAGCUGGGCUUCCACGUGAAGUUUGAUGGGACGGUGGCUGAGGUGGAGGACUACGGCUUUGCCUGGCAGGCUGGCCUGCGGCAGGGCAGCCGGCUGGUGGAGAUCUGCAAGGUCGCUGUGGUAACGCUCAGCCACGACCAGAUGAUCGACUGGCUGCGCACCUCCGUCACGGUGAAAGUGGUGGUCAUUCCACCACAUGAGGAUGGCGUUCCACGCAGGGGAUGGGCUGAGUCCUUGAAGAUGAGCACGAUGGAGCCCGGUGGGGGGGCCGAAAGCCUGCCAGGGGGCUACCGACCUCUGUACCGCAGCAACUCGGCCUGGCAGUGGAGUGGCUCUGCCACCCACAGCUCCUCCCAGCCCUCUAAGUGGGCUGAGCAGCCAGGGCCUGGCCAGUCCCAGUCCCUCACCAGGACCCCGAAACAGAGCGCCCUGACCCCCUACCGCCAGGCCCAACCCCUGCAUAGCAAAAGGCCCGCAAGCUUCCCAGAGGCCCCCCAUGUUGUAUCCUCCUCCCAGAUUGGAGCAGAGAAGACCCAGUCGCACCGGCAGCCCUCCAGCAGCUUCUCAACGCCUGGUUCUUCGGGAGGAACCCACGCCUGGUACAAGCCAUCUCCAGAGAACUCUGUUCACAGAUGUGCAGCCCCCUUGCGGCCUCUCGGGCCUUUUGAGCCGCUCUGCUCCUCCGAGGCGACCUCCAACGGGGACGCUGCCACCUCGUUCGGUGGAGCACUGGCCAGCCAGGAGAACACCAUGGAGAGGCCCAAGCCUGAGCUGUUGUGGCAUGUGCCAGGGCCCUCCAGGUUCUCAGUGGCUCCUGGGAACAAGCGGCCAAGCCAGUGGGAGCCGGCCCGCAAGGACUCCCCAGACCGGCCCCUCAAGGGCGAGGGGCAGACCUCCAGCAGCAACACUCUCUCCAGCAACGCCUCCAGCUCCCACAGCGACGACCCGGCUGACCCAACCGAUGGCCUGCUGGACCCCUGGGCCAGAGGUGGGGCUUCCAGUGACAGUGGCAUCGAUGCCAGCAGUGCCCUGUCCACACGGUGGGACCGAGCUCCCAUGUCCUCACCCCUCUUCGGCCCUGCCCUCCCUGACAGCCACGGCAAGAGGAUGGAGGCAGCCUGGCCCGCUGGCAGCUCGGGCAGGCAGAGCUGGAAUCACUGCCCCAGAACCUUUGGGAGAGGAGCCGGCGCUCUGGCUGGGGGGGGCGGCAGCGGCAGCAAUCCGGAGCCCUUCUGGCGGUCCAGCCCCGGCGGCUCCAGGGCAACGUACCCCAUCCAGGUCUACAAGACACCCCCAGCGGACAGCUCCCGGGCUGCUCCUGGAUCACAGCUCAGCUCCUCACAGCUCUCGGCUUCUGUGCCCAAGUCCUUCUUUUCCAAGCAGAGUGGCCGGAGCGCCAGAGCCCUGCCAGCUGGGUGGAAGAAGAGCCAGGAUGCUUCGGCAAGGCCAGUCCCCUUCUUGGACCCCCAGAAGCAGGUUGACUUGAGCACCAAGAACGUCUUUGGGCAGCCUCGGCUGCGGGCUUCUCUCCGUGACCUUCGGUCCCCACGCAAGACCUAUAAGUCUACCAUUGAGGAUGACCUGAAGAAGCUGAUCAUUAUGGACAGUGCCAGUGUGGAGCAGGAGAAGGAGUUGACCCCACAGAAAACACUCCAGCGGACGCUCUCAGAUGAAAGCCUGUGCAGUGGCCGGCGAGACCCCACCUUUGCCAGCAGCUCCUGCUUUGAGCAGCCCCUGUCCGGCGACAUGCUGUUCACAAGCACGUACCCCUGCAGCACCCUUCCCGUGCGGAAGCUGGCCGGUGGCCAAGACAACUUCUUGGAGAAGGCCACUGUCUCGGCAUCUGAGUUCUCUCUGGCUGAGGUGCGGGACCAGCCCCUGCAGCACAUUGACCCCGCCCUGAUGCCGCUGCCAGACACAGCCGCUGGCCUGGAGUGGUCAAGCUUGGUCAGUGCUGCCAAGGCCUAUGAAGUGCAGAGAGCCGUCUCCCUCUUCUCCCUCCAUGAGGCAAUGUUAAGCCCGGAUGCGCCCCCAACUGGCAGCCCUGGCCUUGGGCAAUUGAGCCUGGAGCGACAGCCAGCUCCCCAUGCUGCCCCUGUCUUGAGCAAGCAGCAUCUGCCAGGGGACCUGACGGGCAAGGUCUACCAACUGGAAGUCAUGCUCAAGCAGCUGCACAGCGACCUGCAGAAAGAGAAGCAGGACAAGGUGGUGCUCCAGGCAGAGGUAGCCUCUCUGAGGCAGAACAACCAGCGGCUGCAGGAGGAGUCGCAGACGGCCAACGAGCAGCUGCGCAGGUUCGCCGAGAUCUUCACCGCCGUCGAGAAAGAGGAGCUGUGAGCUGUGCGGGGAGGAUGGACAGGCCUGGCGGCUGAGCAGGGGCCCCUCACUUCUCCAGAACCCUCUGCAUUCCCACCGAGAGCGCCGCUGAUGCCCCCUGCCUCCCCAACUCCCAGCCCCGGGCCCCACCUUUUGCAUCAGCCAGAUGGCAAGACCUCUCUCCCGGCCACAGUGGGGGGUUAGGGUCAAGCCUGCUCUGCCCAGAUAUGUGGGCAGCAGCGCAGCCAGCCACGUGCUGGCAUCCUUAGCCCCUGCCAGGAGCAGUCUGCCACUCUGCACGCCCAUCUGGGCAAGGCCAUCUGGGGGCAGAGCGCAGCCAAGCUUCUCAGAGCACUUUCUCACAACUAAAUUAUUUUCUAGGGAAUGCACGGUUGGGAGUGCCUCAGGAAGUUAAAAAAAAAUUUAAAUGUCUACGUUCUUUAUAAAACACUAUAUUUGUAUUAAUGGUACUGUUACUGUUGGUAAUUUUUUUCAAUGACAUUUCUGGCAUGCCACCAAAUGCAGCAGACUGAGAUUUGUUUCCAGCUGCAGCAGAGCUGGGAAACCUGGACCGGCGCAAAGCCACGGAGGUCCAUGGGGAAAAGCCAUCCCAGGCGCUCUCCUCUGUACCAUGCUUGGGUGCCUGCUCUGGAGCGCUGGGGGGGGGGAGAGUGGGAGGGCUUCCCGCCUUUCUUUCUGGCCAUGGUGCCAGGCCCCUGCUGCACUGAGCGUGCCUCCCUCUGCUAGGCUGGGCCAGGAUAGCAGCAGGGCACGCAGAGGGCAUUCUCUUGGCUCCCCUACUUUUCUGCAAUAAGGACUGGGCCCCGGCCAAGGGCCUCCUCCGCUCGGGUGCAUUGCGGUUGAGGAAAGGGUGGGCUCUCUGCUUGGUGAGCAGCAGGGCUCUUCAGCUCUGCAAGAGUAAAGCCUCUUCAGCUGUGGCUUCUACAAACAGCAGUGGGAGCAGCUGCCCCCCCCCCAACUUCACAUUAUAAAACCAGCAUAUGAACUAUGCGAAGCACAUCCUGGGUGGGACUUUGCCCUACACCUCUGGUGGGUCAUCCUUUCUCCCCUUGCACAAUUUCAGGGAAAUAACAAAGGGAGGUGGAAAGGCUUUGGCUCUGUGAUUCUGACCCAUCCCAGAGGUGCAGGCUGGCUCUCUCGGCCACCAAGGGGCUGUGGGCAACCUCCCGCACCUGCCACUCCUAGCCUUAAUUCUGCACACGGGCCAGAAGUGACCCCAUCUCCUUGUGGCCCCUGGUGCCGGAAACAGUUCGCUGAUGAGCCCAGCCAAGGUGGUCUCAAGGCAUUUCCAUCACCCCUCUCUGGGGUGGCAGGGGGUUGGGGGGGGUCAGUGCCCAGGCCCCCUCCACCAUCUCUCUUCUGGACUCACCACCCCAGCAACCUUUCUCAUUUUUUAAUUUUGUAGUGGGACCUCACUGGAAUUUGUAUCCUAAGGAUUUUCCCCCACUUUCUAAAAGGAAUCCCAUUGGUGUCUGGCCUGUGAUUGUGGGCACGAUGCCCUCUGGUAGCUGCAAGAACAGCAGCUCUUCAUUUCUAUCAGUUGUAUUAUGUGGACUGUUCGUUUUUAAUUUUAUAAGAAUCUUUGCAGAUCAAAUCUGUCUUAUUUAAUUUGCUCUGUCUUAAAGUUUCUGAUGGAGAGGACCACCAGUUUUUGUAAAAUAAAUUCUCCCAGUCUAAU